GCUCCCUCCUCCUGCUGGUGUUUGUAGGUCCAUGUCCAUCAUCUACCUCUGGACGGUCAAGUUCGCUGGCGCGUCACAUCCGCACUUGAACCUUCAGCAGCGCAGGAGACUUCGCGUACUUUCUCCUCCACACUUCUCUGUAAGAGGCAAUGAAGCCCAGCGCACGCGUCCUGCUACACGGGUCUCUCCUGUACUGUUAUCUAUAGUUCAUUUGGGAUACUUGAUGCAUCGCUGAAGAUCUUUUCCUCUGGGAUCUCCACGAAUCUGGCUGUUCCCAAUGUGAGCCCGGCUGAGAGCGCGUCCAACAUGUCUCGCCGCAAGCAGGGCAGACCUCAGCACUUAAGCAAGCGGGACUUUUCGCCCGAGCCUGUGACGGCAGAUAUCCCUGAGGACGGGGAAAGCCAUCUCGGAUCGGAACCAUCCACACCUAAAGGCGAUCCGGAUCUUCUCACCUGUGGCCAGUGUCACUCCAGGUUUCCUUUGGCUGAUAUACUGCUGUUUAUUGAACACAAACGCAGGCAAUGUCAGGGGCGCCUAUGCACGGACAAAGGUUCAGAUGAGCCGUCGUCACCUCCACGCGCAGACAUGCGCGUCCCCGUGGAGGUGGCUGUUCAGGUCUCGCCCCGCGAAGAGGAGCAUUUUGCCUCCACACCACAUGGAUUACGGCCCAAGCAGGAACCCAUGACAGAGAAAGAUGAGCCCAGCAGCUACACUUGCACAACUUGUAAGCAGCCAUUUAGCACUGCCUGGUUCCUGUUACAGCAUGCCCAGAAUACUCAUGGUUUCCGAAUAUACCUUGAAAGUGAACCUGGAAGCCCCUUAACUCCCAGACUGGCCUCCGCUCCAGGAAUGGGUGGUGACUGUGCCUCACAGCCACCAUUACAUGCUGCUCACCUGGCAGACAGUAGUCCAUAUAGCCUGAUGAGGAUAGCCAACCGGGAAGGCUCGUCAGUUCCCAGAGAAGGACGAUAUCCCAGGACGCCUCCACUCUUUAGUCCCCCGCCACGGCAUCACAUGAGCCCUGAUGAUCUGGCUUUGGCCCCCCACCACCCAAGCGCCUUUGACAGGGUACUACGUCUAAAUUCUGUACCCCUGGACUCCCCAUCCAUGGACUUCUCAAGACGGCUACGAGAACUUGCAGGGAACUCUGCCGGUUCCUCUCCACCCAUGUCCCCCAACCGGCCCAGCCCCAUGCAACGACUGCUGCAGCCAUUCCAACCAGGGGCUGCCCAUUCUCCCUCUGGACCCCUUUCAACACCUACCCAACAGACACCAACCCCGCCAGCUGUGAAGGCAAAGUCUUGUGAGUUCUGUGGAAAGUCCUUUAAGUUCCAGAGCAACUUAAUUGUCCACAGGCGCAGUCAUACUGGUGAGAAACCCUACAAGUGCCACCUCUGCAACCAUGCUUGCACUCAGGCCAGCAAGUUAAAGCGGCACAUGAAGACUCAUCGACACAAAUCGUCAUCCACUACCUCCAGAUCCGAUGAUGGCCUUUCUACUGCUAGUUCACCUGAACCAGGCACAAGUGAUUUGCUAGGCAGUGCCACCGAUGCUCUGAAAUCUGUGGUGGCGAAAGUCAAAAGUGAGACCAAUGGCAUCCCAGAAAAUGGACAAGAGGUGGAAGAUGAUGAGGAUGAUGAGGAGGAGGAAGAGGAUGAAGAAGAGGAAGCGGAGGAGGAGGAGGAGGAAGAGGAAGAGGAGGAAAAUGAGAGUGAGAGCGGAGAGAGGAAUGAUGUCGAUUUCAGCUUGAGCCUGGAAGGUGCACGGCACCAUGAGAACAAUAGACAGCGACACAGCAAAAGUGGAGGGGAGGGAAUUCGAGGUUAUCGAAAUUCCCUAAACCUGUACAAACAAGGGGACCACAGAUCAGCUGGAGAGACGGGUGGUAAUGACUUCACAAAAGAGUCUGACCAAGCCAACGAGGCAUACGAACCAACGGUAAACGGAACAGCCUCGUACCCAAACGAUGAACUCUCCCGAAAACUUCUGGGUGGAAGUCCAGGAUCCGACACCCCUCUCUCCAAACGCAUCAAGGUUGAAAAAGACCUUGAUAUACCUACUCCUACAAUCCCCAAUGCGGAAAAUGUGUACUCUCAAUGGCUGGCUGGAUAUGCAGCGUCGCGCCAGCUCAAGGAUCCCAUCCUCAACUUCGGGGACUCAAGACAAUCGCCUUUUGCCACCUCUUCAGAGCAUUCCUCGGAGAACGGCAGUCUCAGGUUCUCCACUCCCCCUGACGAGCUGGAUGGAGGGACGGCCUCUGGACGCAGUGGCACGGGAAGCAGAUCCAGUACACCCCAUCUUACCACCGGUCGCCCCAGCUCCAAGGAUGGCCGGCGUAGUGACACUUGCGAGUUUUGUGGCAAAGUCUUUAAGAACUGCAGCAACUUAACAGUGCAUCGACGCAGCCACACUGGCGAGAGACCGUACAAGUGCGAGCUUUGUAGCUACGCCUGCGCUCAGAGCAGCAAGCUAACACGGCACAUGAAGACGCACGGACAGACAGGCAAAGACGUUUAUAAAUGUGAGAUAUGUCACAUGCCUUUUAGCGUGUACAGCACUCUGGAGAAGCACAUGAAAAAAUGGCACAACGAUCGGCCCUUAAGCAUCGAAAUUAAAACGGAGUAGAAUUACGAUAACUUUUACAGUGCUACAAAAGCAAAAAUUGUUAAAAUGACUCUGAGCCUCUUUAAUGUGCAAUAACUUAAUGUUUUGUACUUUUCUUACCGGUUGGCAUGUUUAGUGUGUUAGCUUGAUUGAUAAGCAUUAGCUGUGUUGCUUUUGGUACUGUCUUUUGUCAAACAAGACAAAUCUUUUUUUUUUACAUAUCAUAGUUGUAUUUUGUCAUUUAAGCUUAUAUCAUGUGACUACCUAUACAUUCACACUGGGGUUUACACUGUUCAUUAGGGGACUAGAUGAACUGUAGGGUUACCAGCGAAAGUUUGAACAGUACCGUUUUACUAAAAUACUAAAUGACGCAUUUAGCAUUUUUAUUGUUGUUUGUAAAAAAGAGUGCCUUGGGUGCAUCUGUGGUUUUUGCCGUUCGCCAUAAGCCUAGGGAAAUUGUUCAAUGCAAAAGGUUCUUGCAUCAAGUACCUACAGUAUUGUGAAUUCACUUAAUGCAGGAAUCCAGUAUACAUUCGUGUGUAUUUCACUUACUAGUAUAACCUAUUGUGUUCAUUUAAGUAUGUUCUUUUAUCGGCACGUUCAUGCCGUUUGGCCCGGUGAGAUUUUAUCUUGUAUUUUGGUAUGACGUCGACAGGUACAUUUUGUUUCUUUUUGAAUUAGGGUUUUAUUGUUUCUUUGGGUUUCUAUGAAGGUUUUUAGAAAGUAGCCCUAAAAAUGUUUUACUCGGUAGAUAUUGGAUACUGAUAUACUGAUAAAUUUCUAUUUGGUGCAUGGAACAAAAAGCAUAUUAACUAUGUAAAUAGGUCCAGUUCUUGACAGGGUCGUUCGGGAAAGUUUAACAAAUCUUAUAGUCCCUGAAUAAGCUUCUAAAGAGUUGUCAGGAUUGAAAAUCCUUUAAAUUUUGAAUUUAGCUCAGAUCGCCUAGAAAUAGAAAUAGUUUAGCGAGGCCAGUUUCGAUGGAGCAAUGCAGUAUUGUAUUUCAGGACAUUCACACAUUCUUGAAUAAGAGUCUGAACACUUUACCGUUAACCUAAAGUGGGUUUAUUUCCACGACUUCCAACGCUCUUCAGUUUUUAAAGCUAUGUACUGUAUAUAUACCCCUGUCUGUUGGUAAAGCACUUAGCCACGUUCACGCAUUUCUGUGCCCGCCGAGUUGACAUUCAGACUUUUUAUUCUCUACAUUGUCCCAUGGUGUAUUUUAUGAAUAGCACUUGCCACUCAGCCUGAAACUCUGUAUCUGUCCUGCUAAUCUACGGGCAGGUGGUUGAGUAUAAAACUAAACCGCUCUUCAACGGCACAAAAAACAUGCACUGUUCGAUUUUUGUCCUGUUUACAAGACACUCGAGAGAAACUUGUCAUUUAAACAACCUGAUGAGGUUAAUAUACUUAGAUUAGAAUACUUGGUAAGCAAAAAAGUCAUAAAAAUGAAAAGAAAAAUAGGAUACUGUUGAUUUAGGAGCUAGAUUUCAGGAGACAUGAUGUUUAUUUCUCAGUGAAAAUACUCCAUACUCGCUGCUUAAACAGCCAUGAUAUUUCUAUUGUACUUUUGAUGAUUUCAUAACUCAGUGUUUUGGGAUUUCGUUUUGUAAUACUUUUGUGUUUUUAACAGGAAAUUAAUUUAAAGUGUAUUUCUUUUUGCCACUCAUCUACAUUACUUGGUGAAUUACAGUGUACUAUGUAAAUACUAAAUGUGAAUUUUUUCCUUCAGUUUUUUUUUUUACUUUGUCAUGAACACAUCAGGAUGCAUUAUGAUACGAUUGUUGGGAUACAUUUUAAAAGAUAUCGAGUUCCGGAUUAAAAUGUUCAUCAAGCGUAGUCCAGAUAGUAUUUAAAUAGAGGCUAGAUUUCCAGACUGUUCCUUGUUCACUUUAAAGGUACAAAAUACCUGUAGUUGAUCUUGACGUGCUGCCACCAUUUGUUUCCUUAAUUUGGCAGGAUAAUAUAGUGUGAAUCAUUUUAAUGUAUGGAUCUUGAAAAUGAGUUUCUAAGAAAUAGUUACGUGGGGGUUUCACGGAUAAAAGGCUAUACCGUGGUCUGUUGACGCAAUCCUGUCACGAUGACGAGAAACAGGUGCUUUUAUGAUCUCUGGCCUUUGGAUAUGCAGUAAAGUUUCAUAGUUGGUGGGUUUCCCCUUUUCAGUUUCUCAACUGUCCUCGUCCCCCCCCCCCCACAACCUGAAACAUUCCAGUCGUCUUUGAAAGAAUGGAUGUCAUAUGCAAUGAAUCAAGAGUCAAUAAAUACAUUUAAAAUGCAUUUUGAAAUACACCUGCAGUUUGUCUCCGAUUAUUUCAUUUAUGAUGCACCAGCAGA
Messenger RNA from Paramisgurnus dabryanus, 4935 nucleotides. RefSeq names its product BCL11 transcription factor A b (gene bcl11ab). Gene Ontology annotation, cellular component: nucleus. Gene Ontology annotation, molecular function: DNA-binding transcription factor activity; RNA polymerase II cis-regulatory region sequence-specific DNA binding. Lineage: Eukaryota; Metazoa; Chordata; Actinopteri; Cypriniformes; Cobitidae. The record is from RefSeq and is a predicted model, not a curated record. Gene Ontology annotation, biological process: negative regulation of dendrite development; regulation of transcription by RNA polymerase II.